Molecule: messenger RNA, 858 nt
Organism: Debaryomyces tyrocola
Lineage: Eukaryota; Fungi; Ascomycota; Pichiomycetes; Serinales; Debaryomycetaceae
Source: the annotation of a GenBank genome assembly
AUGAGUUCAAUUGAUUUAAAGGCAUUGAAUAUUUUCCUCAAUUCACCAGUCUCUCAGGAUAUGAUCCACAAGUUAGUGGUCACUACAUUACAAGUGUUACCUUGUGAAGACUCUAAAUUACAAUCUCCAUCAAACUCGAGCUCAAAGGACAAAGCAUUACCAUCAUUGAUGACAUUUAUCACAAAAUUGGUUAGAUAUACCAAUGUCUAUACCGGAACCUUAAUGGCUACUUUAGUAUACUUGAACAAAUUGAAAACCAAGUUACCGAAAAAUGCUCACGGUUUACCAUGCACCAGACACAGAAUUUUACUUUCAUGUUUGAUUUUGUCUUCAAAAUUCCAUAACGAUUCUUCUCCAAAGAACAUACAUUGGGCUAAAUAUACCGAUGGACUUUUUAACGUUAAGGAUAUCAAUUUAAUGGAAAGACAAUUGUUAUUUUUGCUCAACUGGGAUUUGAAAGUUUCCAAUGAAGAGAUGAUUGCCCAUUUAGCAAAAUUCUUGAAUCCUAUCAAGGAAGACUUGAUCAAAUCCGCCAAGAUGAGAAAAUUCUUACAGAAACAACAACAACAACAAAGACAAUUACAACAACAACAACAAACACCGCGUAUGUCGAGAUCUUCGUCUAACAGCUCGACCUUAAGUCUUCACUAUAGACAAGGCUCCACGUCUUCGAUUUCUACAGCAUCCUCUGUUGAUUCGUCAAUGGAAUCUUCUCCUACUUCGAAAUUACAUUCUCCAUCUCAUGGUCAUAUACUAUACGAGAACAAGGUUGAUCCUAUGAUUGAAUUUACUGCAUUAAGCGAAGAACGCAAAUUGAAUAGAAUGCUUCAAGAAUUGAAUUCCACUACUCAUUAUUAG